AUGUUUAAGAACAAGGGUUUAGCUGAACAAGAUGUAAGUAAACUUGAUGUAAGUUUACUCCAUCCUCUGUCUCCUGAGGUCAUCUCUCGCCAAGCAACCAUAAACAUAGGAACCAUUGGUCAUGUCGCACACGGCAAGUCAACUAUUGUCAAAGCUAUUUCUGGUGUGCAGACUGUUCGUUUCAAGAAUGAAAUGGAGCGUAACAUUACCAUUAAACUUGGAUAUGCAAAUGCAAAGAUUUACAAAUGUGAGGAUGAUAAGUGCCCUAGACCAAUGUGCUACAAGUCUUACGGGAGUGGAAAAGAAGACAAACCGGAUUGUGAUGUUCCUGGAUUUGAGAAAUGCAAGAUGAAACUACUGAGGCAUGUCUCUUUUGUCGAUUGUCCGGGACAUGAUCUUCUGAUGGCGACUAUGCUUAAUGGAGCAGCUAUAAUGGAUGGUGCUCUACUUCUAAUCGCUGCGAAUGAGACUUGUCCGCAACCACAAACAGCUGAACAUCUUGCUUCUGUCGAUAUGAUGCACCUUAAGCAUAUCAUUAUCGUUCAGAACAAAGUUGAUCUCAUUCAAGAAAGCGCUGCAGUGAAACAACACGAGGACAUUCAGAAAUUCGUAAUGAGCACAAAUGCAGAGGGUGCUCCUAUAGUUCCUAUCUCUGCGCAACUGAAAUACAACAUCGAUGCUUUGUGCGAGUAUAUUGUCAAGAAGAUUCCAAUUCCUAAGAGGGAUUUUGUGUCACCGCCAAAGAUGAUAAUCGUGCGUUCAUUUGAUGUCAAUAAACCUGGCUCCGCGGUUGAUGAUGUUAAAGGUGGAGUGGCUGGUGGUAGUAUCCUCCGGGGUGUUUUGAAAGUAAACCAAUUUAUCGAGAUUCGACCUGGUAUCGUUGGCAAAGAUGAGGAUGGAAACCAUAAAUGUACUCCCAUUUACUCGCGAAUCACUUCGUUGUUUGCGGAACAGAACGAGCUUCAGUUUGCUGUCCCGGGAGGUCUGAUCGGGGUCGGGACAACGAUGGAUCCUACGCUAACGCGUGCUGACAGGUUGGUCGGUCAAGUCCUUGGUGAAAUGGGUUCUCUCCCUGAGGUGUAUGCUGAGCUUGAAGUGAGUUUCCAGCUUCUGACGCGUCUCAUUGGAGUUAAGACAAAGGAAACAGAGAGGCAAAUGAAAGUGUCAAAGCUAAGCAAAGGAGAGAUACUGAUGUUGAACAUUGGUUCGACGUCGACAGGAGCCAAGGUUAUUGGAUUGAAUAAAGAUAUGAUUAAAGUGCAAUUGACGGUUCCUGUUUGCACCACCAUAGGAGAAAAGGUGGCUCUAAGCCGCCGUGUCGAAAGGCAUUGGCGUUUGAUCGGUUGUGGUCAGAUUGAGGCAGGAACCACCAUUCUCAUGCCCCCUCCUCCUAGUCUCUGA
Molecule: messenger RNA, 1401 nt
Organism: Arabis nemorensis
Lineage: Eukaryota; Viridiplantae; Streptophyta; Magnoliopsida; Brassicales; Brassicaceae
Source: the annotation of a GenBank genome assembly